Aricia agestis (brown argus) is the source of this 1120-nucleotide messenger RNA. RefSeq lists its product as uncharacterized. The coding region runs from base 146 to 493 and encodes 115 amino acids. The transcript has 2 exons. The record is from RefSeq and is a predicted model, not a curated record. NCBI's taxonomy places the organism in Eukaryota, Metazoa, Arthropoda, Insecta, Lepidoptera, Lycaenidae.
UUUUCGUAAACCGAACAGCUCGUAUUAACUCUCCGAACUUCGAGCUAACUUGACGCGAAACACAAAGCGAUAUAGUUAGGCCGCAGUAUACUUACUUAGCAGUAGUGCUAAACCCGGUAGAAGCUUCACUCGGUACCUGUCAACCAUGCGGGCCGCUCUAGCCGUAGCCGUGUUAUCGGUGGUGGUGGCGUGUGGGAGCGGCGACCACCUGGUGGUGGGUAACGUGGCGAACCGCGUGGUGGAGGUGCACCACGAGCGGGUGGAGUACAACGCCAUACCCUUCAUGAAGAGAGUCAAGCAGUACUUCUAUACGUCACCGAAUAAUCGCCCUAUCGCGGGUAUCCAGGCGCUGGACAACUGGCACAGCAAGUCGUCGAUCAACAUAACGGCGGGCGGCGUGGGCUACCCCUUCGCCAACCUGCGCCUCAAGAGCGAGCGCGGCCGCGGCAUGAGCUACGACAUCGGCAUAUACGCCAGCCCCGACUACAUAUAGACUAUAAACAGUACACUUAAUAUAAGAGCUCCCUUGAAACACGACAGACUUAAGACAGACUGUUAUUUCAAAUACAAAAUAUAGAAGGACCGCAAGUGCAGUCGGGACCGACUGCUCUAGAGUCGAGCGGUCGCGUUGGCAGUUGGCACCGAUCGCUCACGAACUGCUCGAGCGGUCCGUGUAUUGCGGAUAAGAAAUUUAGUAUGAAAACUGCAGAUCACCGUGCGGCGACCGCAUUUUGCAGUCGGUUGUGACUGCAAGAUGCGAUCCGUCUAUGGCCGGUCUUAUAGUCUUAGUUUUAAGAAUGUCGUGGCUCAAAUGAGCUAGCAUCAAAAUGAUUUACAGCAAGCUGAUUGUGCUAGUUAACUUUGUACUUACAUAUUGUCUGUCCAACACUUCAUACUCUCUAUUUCAAUCAAAUUUUAUCUAAAUGUAAACAAAUUCCAGAAUAAGCGUUAUAAUGCUACUGAUUGAAAAUCGACGCCACAUUAACUUAGAACGAGUUUCAAUUUUUGGCUACAUUUAGGUUAAAACUACAUCUAUUUUUGUGCUUAAAACUAAUUGAAGAGUAUAGCAAUAACUGUACUACAUAUUUUGUAAGGAGAUUCCUAAUUCUGCAUUGUUACA